This is a messenger RNA of Tachysurus fulvidraco (yellow catfish), 3747 nucleotides long. It is a transcript of the gene srp68, whose product is annotated as signal recognition particle 68. Gene Ontology annotation, biological process: SRP-dependent cotranslational protein targeting to membrane. The coding region runs from base 72 to 1856 and encodes 594 amino acids. Gene Ontology annotation, cellular component: signal recognition particle, endoplasmic reticulum targeting. The transcript is spliced from 16 exons. Lineage: Eukaryota; Metazoa; Chordata; Actinopteri; Siluriformes; Bagridae. The record is from RefSeq and is a predicted model, not a curated record. Gene Ontology annotation, molecular function: signal recognition particle binding; endoplasmic reticulum signal sequence receptor activity; 7S RNA binding.
AUGUAUAUCCGGGUCAAAGAUUUUCUACAUCCGCUUUUUUACAAGACGUGUUCUAUUUAGUGGGGGUAAAGAUGGCCGUAGAGAAGGCGAAUGAAGCAAAAACUCAGUCGAUGGAGGAAAACAAGGAGAACACCAUAGACGAGGGCCUUGCUUUAGAAAUCCUUCAGAUAAUAAAAGAUUCCCAACAGCAGCAUGGACUCCGGCACGGAGACUACCAACGCUACAGGGGAUAUUGCUCACGAAGACUGCGUCGUCUGCGCAAAACUCUGGGCUUCAGAAUGGGCAACCGGCACAAGUUUACGGGAAAAAAGGUGACCGUGGAGAUCCUGUCUGAUAACCGAUAUCUGUUGCUGGUUGUGAUGGAAGCCGAGAGGGCGUGGAGUUACGCCAUGCAGCUGAAGCAGGAGGCCAACACCGAGCCACGGAAGCGUUUCCACCUUUUAGCACGUCUCCGUAAAGCGGCCAAGCAUGGAGAGAAGCUGGAGAAGCUGUGUGAGAGCCAGCGUGUAGAUGCGAAGACCAAACUAGAGGCUCAGGCGUACUCUGCCUACCUGACUGGCAUGGUCCAGUUUGAAAUGCAGGAAUGGAAAUCUGCAAUGGAGGCCUUCAACAAGUGCAAGACUAUCUACCUGAAGCUGGCGAGUGCAUUCACCGACGAGCAGGCUGUACUGUACCAUCAGAGAGUGGAGGAGAUCUCGCCCAACAUCCGCUACUGUGCAUACAACAUCGGUGACCAGAAUGCUAUAAAUGACCUGAUGCAGAUGAGGCUCAGUGCCGGAGGAGGUGGAGGCAUGAUGGCUGAGAAGCUUGAGGCUCUGAUCACUCAGACGCGAGCGAAGCAGGCGACCACCAUGAGUGAGGUGGAGUGGAGGGGUCGCACCGUUCCUGUUAAAAUAGAUAAAGCUCGGAUAUUCCUACUGGGGCUUGCUGACAACGAGGCUGCUAUUGCACAGGCAGCCAACGAAGAGACGAAAGAGCGCCUGUAUGAGACUCUGUUGGCCGAGUGCAGAGACACCAUCCAGGCUGUGAGAGAGGAGCUGCGUACUGACGUGAAGCAGAGAGAGAGAGCCGUAGACAGUGCAGAGAGCGGAAAAGUCUCCAACCUGCAAUACCUGCACAGCUACCUGACCUACAUAAAGUUGUGGACGGUGGUGAAGAGGAAUGAGAGCAUGGCUCAGGCACUGCAGGCCAAACUGAAGGAGCCACAGACAGACGAGAACAAAAGAGGACCACGACCCCAAGAUCUGAUCCGGCUUUAUGAGAUCAUUUUGCAGAGCCUGGCAGAGCUGGCUACCCUGCAAGGUUUGGAAGAGGACCGUGCCUUCCAGAAAGAGUUGGCCCUUAAGACACUGGUCUACAAGGCUUACAGGUGCUUCUUUAUCGCCCAGUCAUAUGUCGUAGUAAAGAAGUGGAGCGAGGCAUUGGUUCUGUAUGAAAGAGUGCUGAAAUAUGCCAAAGAGGUCAGGUCCAAGGCCAAAAACCUCAAUAACAGCCUCAAGGAUCUUCCGGAUGUUCAGGAACUCAUAGCCGAAGUCAACUCUGAGAAAUACUCCCUUCAGGCGGCAGCCAUUCUGGAUAAAGAGGAUGUAACUGAAGUUUCUGCUCAGCAGCAGGUGAAAGAUAACACUCCUCUCUCUGAGCGAUUGGACAAAUUCCAUCUCGACCCAUCCCUUGUCGGAAAGCAACCGAAUCUUGUCCAGUUCCCGCCGGACUUCCAGCCUAUCCCGUGCAAGCCUCUGUUCUUCGAUCUGGCCCUUAACCACGUGGCCUUCCCGCCGCUGGACGAUAAGGUGGAGCAAAAGGGCAAGGGCGGCCUAACUGGCUACAUCAAGGGCAUCUUCGGCUUCGGCAGCUAAAUCGAGGCUUUGCUAGGCCUCGAACCUGAGAGCUGGAGGGAGUCAGCGAGCGAUCUGGACUUGCCCCCUUAAUCCCUUCCCUGUUUAUCCAUCAUGUUGUUUUGAAAUCAGUUUUGUGUACUCUAUCUCCUUUGACCUGAGAGAUCACAGAUGUGCACAGCGCACGGCUUACCUGCUUCACCAACAAAGCCGUGUAGGUCUGGGAGAGAACACCACUAGUGUUUAUAGUAGAGGUAUCGAAUUCAUACUCACGGUGGGUCCUACCAUAUCGUCUAGGUCUGUUUUAUUUAUGCAAGAAGGGCAUGGGGCACAAAGGUCGGGGGCAAUUUCGGACUAUUCCAAGCUCAAGGGUCCAUGUAUUUUCUCUAGGUAGUGAAAAAAAAAAAGAAAGAUUAAUUUAGUACUCAUUAAAGAAUUUUUUUUUUUUUUUUUUCCCCAUUAAUUUUAAAAACUGACCAGGUUAAAUACACAAGUAAGCCAUUGUUUCACAGGAACAGAGAAAUGUACACUAGACAUAGAAAACCAGUCAGUCUGCAUCUGGAACAGAUAACUGGCAUUUUAAUCAUUCAAUAAAACAUGAAAAGGACUCCGACAACUGUUCCACUGUCACAGAGCCGGUGCAGGUUUAUGGCAUUUAAGCAUUUACAUACAGCAUAAAGAUAGCUCUAGGGAUGCAUCUAUACCUUUUUUUUUCUUUUUUUUUCCCCUCCCCAGAUCAAGUACUAGUAUAUGAAUUGUGGUAUUCAUUGAUACAAAUACCAAAGCCAAGUUACCAGCUUAGUCAGUAUUAAGCAAUCAAGUGCAUCUAAGAAUAUUUGAACUGGUUAUAGAGAGCACAAGAGAUUUUACCGCUCUGUCUCUCCACAGAGUCUUAUAAAAUGACCACGUGUGCUGAUUGUGCUCUGCGUGCUCAGGUCAAACUCUCUGUUAAAGAUAAUAUUUAAACACUGUAAAAACGUUUAAUCAGGACCCUUGUGUCCUAGAAGGAUAUAGGAAUAUAAUACCAGUGUCGGUAUUGAUGCAUUCCUAUUCACUGCAUGUUCAUGCAUUUGCCAGUAAAAUGAUUGUCCUACCACUGAUCACUAGAACACUGAUUCAUGGUUACAGUAUACAUUUUGCUGUAUUUUACAACCAAAUUAGUUUGGAAUCCCUACUCACAGAAUUGUUCCGUUGAGUUUAAUGCUGGAAAAGAACUGAUUUGGUAUCCAGUAGAAGAGCAUUGAAUGAUAUCAGAUUGAGAGCCAACACUGGCACAAUGGACGUGGCUCAAAAUGACCAUAUGUAUAUAUGGAAUGGAACUUUUUAAAAUCCAUACAUCUGUCUAUUCUGUCGUAUAUAUUGUCUUAAUUUGUGGACUUGUAGAUGAAAAAUUAAUCUGUAACGUUUACUUUAGAAAAAAAAUCAUCAUUCAUUUUGUACUAAAUCAGAAUUUUUUCCAUGUAUUUUAGUAGAUGGCCAGAAAUAAAGAGGAAAAAUAUUUUUCCUAGGUUCUAGAAGUCAAUCCUUAUGUGUUUUGAGAACCUCCAGAGGCAGUGUAACAUUUUACCCCUCAGCUUAAUGGUUUCUCUCUCUUUUUCCUCUGUCUCUCUCUGUGACUAUAGCUGAGUGCUGCUGUUACUCGUAUCAACUCGUACCAAAGCAAAUCUCUGCCGUCGUUUUUUUGCAUCUCAACACUUCAUCUCUACUGUCUCAUCUAUUUUUACUUUGUUAUUUAUCAUUUCUGGCUUACUUGUUGUACCCUGACUACUUUGAUGAUUUUUUUUUCUUUUUAAUUGUUUUAAGAGAAAUUAUGUCAAAUGAAAGGAACUGAAUGGCUGAAACAUCUUUGUCAGAAAGAUGAUCCAUGAAAUGAGCGUGCUCCUAAUAAAAAGAAUAAACCAUAAAUGGAGAA